Messenger RNA from Oppia nitens, 3431 nucleotides. RefSeq names its product AP-3 complex subunit beta-2-like (gene rb). The record is from RefSeq and is a predicted model, not a curated record. NCBI's taxonomy places the organism in Eukaryota, Metazoa, Arthropoda, Arachnida, Sarcoptiformes, Oppiidae. Gene Ontology annotation, cellular component: membrane coat; AP-3 adaptor complex. The transcript has 2 exons. The coding region runs from base 486 to 3311 and encodes 941 amino acids. Gene Ontology annotation, biological process: intracellular protein transport; vesicle-mediated transport.
GUCAAAGUUACAGUUUAGACGAGUUAUAUAAUACAGUGUUGUUAUUGUUGUUGUUGUCAUACAUUUAAUACAUAGUAAUAGUAGUAAUAGUUAUACAGUAUUACAGUAUAGCCUGUUAUCACACAUUCAAAACCGAUUGAUCGGUUGGCCGGAAAAUUUGGUCGGAAAUUUGUGCGGACACAUACCCAGUCAAGCGGUUAGUGUUCCGGAUAACCGAUACUACAAGUGAUCACACAAACGGGUUAACCACUGGCCACUAGUGACCGACCGAUUUCGACGUAUGGUUUUAUGCAUAAACGCAAACACCCGAAGACCGACGGAAAUAUCAAACGUACCGAUCGAUUGGUCAGCAGUCAGUACAUCCAUUUAUCAUCCGAUUAUUGGUGGCCGAAGAAAUUGUAGUCCAGUUUAUAGUCGCGCAUAUCAUUGGCCGGCGUCGGAGGCCAACAGCGGCGACGACAACGACGACAACAACAACAACAACGAUGAGUAUGUCAUCGCAUCAGACGUCGACUUAUCAUUCGUCGGACAACAAUAGCUACGGCGGCGGCGAUCAUAAUGACUAUCUAAUGUCGUCCUCAUCGGCCACUGGUGGCGGCGGUGGCGGUUCAAUGUCCCACUCGUGGAGCGAUACAAAUCUGAUGUCAAUGGGCAGUGGCGGCGGCGGCGGUGGAUCGUCAUCGCCGCGCACCGGUAUGUCAUCGAUACUGGCCGGCAGUAUUGGUGGUACUGCGGGAUCGUCUGCCACCAAAUACGAAGACCUCAAACAAAUGCUCGAAUCCAAUAAAGAUGGCCUUAAGUUGGAAGCAAUGAAACGUUUGAUCGGAAUGGUAGCCAAAGGUCGAUCGCCGGAUUCGGCUCGCGAACUGUUUGCACCGGUAGUCAAAAAUGUUGUCACCAAAAAUGCCGAACUCAAAAAACUAGUGUAUCUGUAUUUGAGUCGUUAUGCCGAACAGGAACAGGAUCUGGCGUUGCUAUCGAUUGCAACAUUUCAACGAUCGCUAAAAGAUCCGAAUCCACUGAUCAGGGCAUCGGCCAUACGAGUCCUGUCAUCGAUACGGGUGCCGAUUAUUGCACCGAUUAUGCUGAUAGCCAUCCGCGACUGUAGUAACGAUAUGUCACCCUAUGUACGCAAGACUGCCUGUCACGCAAUACCGAAACUCUGGUCACUGGAGCCGGACUUGAAAAACGAAAUCGUCGACAUCAUUGAACGUUUGUUGAACGAUCGGACAGCGCUUGUGUUGGGUUCGGCAGUGGCCGCUUUCGAAGAGGUUUGCGCCGACCGAAUCGAUUUGAUUCAUCAGAAUUACCGAAAGUUUUGUUCGCUUCUGGUCGACGUCGACGAAUGGGGACAAAUAAUUUUGAUCAAUAUGUUGAUCCGCUACUCGCGGACACAGUUUUUAGAUCCCAAUCCUCCCCGGCCAACAACAGCGACCACCAAAGCUUCCGCCGCCGCUGCCGCCGACAUUCCCGUAUUAGAUGCCGAUCAUAGGCUACUGUUGCGUAGCGCCAAACCAUUGCUCCAGAGCCGCAAUUCGGGUGUCGUACUGGCCGUCAUUCAACUGUAUCUAUCGUUGUCGCCACAGAACGAGUUAAACUCACUGAUUGUCAAACCGUUGAUCCGGUUAUUGCAUUCGCAUCGCGAAAUACAGUUAGUUGUGCUCAAGAAUAUUGUUACGCUGACCACCACCACUGUUGCGGUCACUCCAGUGGUCGCUAAUGGCGGCGGCGACGACGGCAAAGAUAAGGCAUCACUGAAUCAAAAUGAUUUGACCAAUAAAUGUGACACAGAAUUGAUGGACAAAGAAAAUACUGAUGCAAUCAAUCAAACGGAAACUAAGAAGACUAAAGAUAGCGAUGAAGACGAGGAAGAGGAAGAAGAAGACGAGGAAGACUUCUUGAAAUUUGACACAACAGGCGGCGGUAGAACUGGUUAUUCUUCAUCGGAUAGAUCUAUCAGACAACUGUUUGAGCCAUACUUGAAGUCAUUCUUUAUAAAAGCCAAAGACUCCACUCAAUCGAAGAUUUUAAAGUUAGAAAUACUGACCAAUCUAUCGAAUUCGGUAAACAUUUCGCUAAUUUUACGCGAAUUUCAAGCUUACAUAAUGAACUAUCAGGAAGACCUAGAGUUUAUGGCGGCCACCAUCCAGGCUAUCGGUCAUAUAGCGGCCCGAAUUGCCGAAAUUGCACCCAUUUGUCUCAACGGACUCAUACGGCUGCUGUCCAACCGAAACGAAUCCAUUGUUUCCCAUAGUAUUGUCGUUAUUCGUACACAAAUUAUCAACAAAGAAGAAUCAAUUAUAUCGGCUAUAAUCAAACAAGUGGUUCGACUGAUGGACAAGAUUACGACACCGCAGGCCAGAGCAACCAUCGUAUGGAUUUUGGCCGAAUUUUGUCCGGUCAACGACCGGGCCGCCCGUUACGCACCCGAUGUUCUAAGAAAAUUGGCCAAAACUUUCUGCCAGGAAGCCGACACCGUUAAACUACAGUCACUGAAUCUGGCCGGCAAACUGAUGAUCACACAGGACACAUCGGAUCGGAUCAAAUUGUUGGUCAACUUUUUGUUCAAUUUGGCCAAAUAUGACCUCAACUAUGAUGUACGCGAUAGGGGACGCUUUUUGCGUCAAUUGCUCAACGAACCCGAACUGGCCAAACGUAUACUACUGGUACCCAAACAGGUACCCGAUGUGGGCAAACAUAGUUCGGGCGGCGGCGGCGGCGGCGGCGUCGGCGGUGUUGGAAGUUCUGAUAGUAGCCGCCAGUUUCGAAUCGGAACAAUGUCUCACUUUUUGGCCAAAAAAGCGACCGAUUAUGAAGAGCUACCCGAUUGGCCACUGGAACAGCCGGAUCCUAAUGUCAGACAACGCAAAGAGGUCUAUACGGAACCAGAGUUGACCUCAACGUUCGCAAAAGUCAGCAUCAAAGACCAAACAGCCGGCGGCGCCGGAGGUCAACGCAAGUCAGGAUCGGUUAAGAAGUUGUUGAAAGAGAAGUCGUUCUAUUCGAGUGAAGAGUCAGAUGAUUCGGAAUCAGAUGAAGUGACCGAUGAUGAUGAGGACGACGACGAAGAGGUGACCGAUGAGGAUAUGAGUGAUGAAGAAGAAGACGAAGAGAUUACUGAUGAGGAAGACGACGAAGAAUUGGAGGAAAGCGAUGACGAAGAAGAGAGCGAAGAGGAUGAGGAGGGAUCUGAUGACGAAUCGGAAGGCGGCGACGAUAGUGAAGAGGAAGAAGGAUUGGUUGGCCAACAACAGGUCGUCAGACCAAACAAACCGAAUCCAACAACAAAACAAUCAUCAGUUAAUGUCUGACCACUCGAUUAAAUUGGAUUUUUUUUUUAAAUAAAAAACAUUCAAUUGACAAUUAUUGUUGGAAACUCCUAUUUUUUUGUGGGGGCGGAAAGGUAUGUGUCUGUCUGGGCCAUUGGUAUG